AAGAAUUUCCUUCACACAAACCAAAGAAAAUGUCUCUUCUUUCUUCUUACAAUCCCAAACCACACGUGGUUCUGUUUCCAUUCAUGUCCAAAGGGCAUACUAUCCCCCUCCUCCAACUUGCUCGCCUCCUCCUCUGUCGCGGCUGCGCUUUAACCCUCUUCACAACCCCGGAAAAUCGUCCGUACAUCGUUCAAUCUCUCUCCGGCGAUGAUAUUACCAUCAUAGACCUUCCAUUUCCGGGAAACAUUCCCGGAAUACCUCCUGGAAUUGAGAGCACGGACAAACUCCCGUCCAUGUCUCUCUUCUUCUCCUUUGCCAGAGCCACGAAACUCAUGCAGCCCUAUUUUGAAGGCGCGCUGCAAAAAAUUCCUCACGUCACCUGUAUCGUAUCAGAUCUGUUCCUCCAUUGGACGGUGGAAUCCGCCAUAAAAUUUGGCGUUCAACAGCUGGGAUUCGAUGGUAUGAGCAACUACGUCAAUUCAAUUAACAGAGAUGCAGUUAUUAAUGGAUUACUGUCAUUACACGAGUCCGCCGACGAACCUUUCACUCUCAGCAGCUUUCCAUGGAUUAAGCUCACCAGGAAUGACUUUGACUACCCGUUUAAUCAACGGCACCCGUCAGGUCCUCUAUUCGACUUCAUAAUGGAGAUGGGCAUAGCCCUCUCCAAAAGCUAUGGCCUACUGGUGAACAGUUUCUACGAGCUCGAGCCACUGUACGUAGAGUACUGGAACCGUGAGUCUAAAGCAAAAGCAUUCUGUGUCGGGCCCUUGUGCAUGGCCCGACCACCAAAAAUGGAGCCGGUAUUGCACCAGGAAUGUAGAUGGAUUAAAUGGCUGGAUCAAAAACUGGCAAAGAAAAAACCAGUUCUGUACGUUGCAUUCGGGUCCCAAGCAGAAAUAUCAUCAACACAAUUAACAGAAAUCGCUCGUGGCCUGGAAGAAUCGAAAGUGAGCUUCUUGUGGGUGGUGAGAAAGAGUGGAAGAGAAUUAGGUGACGAAUUUGAAGACAGGAUAAAGGAAAGAGGAAUCAUAGUAAAAGAAUGGGUUGAUCAGAAACGGAUUCUUGAACACGAAAUCGUGCAGGGAUUUCUGAGUCAUUGCGGCUGGAACUCGGUUUUGGAGAGCAUAAGCGCAGAAGUUCCGAUACUGGCAUGGCCAAUGAUGGCGGAGCAACCCCUGAAUGCAAAAAUGGUUGUGGAAGAGAUUAAAAUCGGGUUACGGGUCGAAACAGUUAAUGGGUCGGGUAACAAAUUUGUGCAGGCGGAGAGCUUCAAGAAUAAAGUGAAAGAACUUAUGGAAGGAGAAAAAGGAGAAGAGGUGAGGAAGAAGGUGAAGCAAGUGGCCGAGGCAGCAAGGAACUCCAUGAUGGAGGGAGGCUCGUCUUGGCAUACACUAAACCAACUCAUUAAAGAGAUUUAUUUGCAAAAUCAGCCAGAAAAAUAAAUAGAAGUUACUUUUAAAUAAAAUUUUGUUUUCAUAAAUAAUCGAGUAAUUUAAUUUUGUUCAUAGUUUGAGUGCAAGUAGUCACCUUGCUGCAAAAUUAUACCAGUGGAGAGUAAUGGGAGUAAAGAAGUUGUGGCAUGUUUGGACUAAUUAUAAAGUUGCUUUAAGAAGUAUGUUUUUGCAUUAUGCUAAACGUACAGAUUUCUUUCAUAGAAUGGUUUCGUAAAUAAUAACACAUGGAAAAAAAUCAUCGACCAAAAAAAAAAAAAAAAAGAAUGAUGUGCUGCUGUGUAGGAAAUCUGUAAAACUUUCCUCGUACGUAGGAAUAAUCCUUAAUUCAUAUGGUCUACAAAUAAUCAGUUUGCUUUUAUUUUGACUUGUGCCCACAAAUUUUGAGGACAUCGAACUGUCAAGAGGCUGAAACAAUGGAGCCUAAACCGGCAAUGUGGAAGGAUUUCUUAUUUGUAGUCAAAUGAUCUGCUCGAUUAGUUCUUUAAGUUGUUUAGGUCCCUAUUUGACCUCAUUUUUUGAAAUGAAAAUAGCAAGAAUAAU
Molecule: messenger RNA, 1994 nt
Organism: Olea europaea var. sylvestris
Lineage: Eukaryota; Viridiplantae; Streptophyta; Magnoliopsida; Lamiales; Oleaceae
Product: UDP-glycosyltransferase 90A1-like
Exons: 2
Coding region: 30-1442 (470 amino acids)
Molecular function (GO): UDP-glycosyltransferase activity
Source: RefSeq, a predicted model, not a curated record